CUUUUCUCUAAAAAUUAGUUAAAAAUGAACCAUGAGGAAUUCCUCGAAAAGCUAGCUUUAGCGAGAGGGGAUUACAAAAAAGUUGAAGUCACCGAAUCAGGCCGUAACUACAUCAGAGAUAUACAAAGAAGGCUUCAUGGGGAAAGCAUCCUUGCUAAGAAGAUUGAGAUGGAACAAAAGCAAGAGAAAUAAGAGACUUUUAGAAGAGAAAUUAGAAAAAAAGCGCCAACUUCGUAAUUCAGAACUUGCCUUCCACCGUGCAGGUGUCCGAUGCAUCGCAGUCAAUGCUAAAGGUAGGAAGAAAAUUGAUAGAGCGAAGGAUCUGUUUAAGAAGCAUGGUAGUGUACUUAAGCAUCUGCCUAGUGGGAAAUCUGAUCGUGAGUAUGCAAUUAUUGAGAAGUAUUUGAUUGAAGAGAAAAAGUACUUCACUGAAAAUCCUCCAAAGAGAAAGGUAAAGACUAUCAGUAAGGAACAAGAGGAGGAGUACCAAAAUAAUCCUAUUCUCAAUAUGCCUAUCAAAAGACUUGAUGGCGGGAUUUAUACCAAGGGUGUUGGGACAUCAGAGGAUAAGCUAAAGCCUUCUAAUUCUCCCAAUCCUAAAACUAAGAAAAAGUCUAAUCUCAACACUGUGAACAACCAGAUCAUUUCUCAGAAGCAGGCUAUGAAGAAUGUAACAGAUCCUGAGACGAGAAUGAGAAUAAAAUUUGAAAUGAAGCAGCAGAAAUUGAAGCAAAAAGAGCUACAGCUACAAGAGCGUAAGAGGAAGAUAGAAGAACGCGAUAAGAAAAUUUCGGAGAUUAGAAAGAUCGCACUAGAGAACCAGAAAAAAGUAGCCAGGAACAGAGAGAUCGAAUCGAGGAAGCAAUCUUCAAGAACUCUAGCACUUUCUUCAGCAAGAUCUGAGAACUAUUCAUAUCAACGCAAUUAUGAGGAAUCUGACACUGGGAUCAACCAACAAUUUGAUGCAGAAAUCGGUGAACAGAGAAUUGCGACAGUUAAAGUGGAUAUAAAUGAGGCUCCAAGGAGACGGCAGAAAAAGUCGAGAAUUCCAAAGGAAAUCUUAGCAUUAGAGAAACGUCAAGCUACGUUUAAAAGAAAUAAGAUAGUAGUACCAUCACCACAGCAGCCUAUGAAGCAAGAACUUCCUGUCCCUGUUGUGAGAAAAAGGAAACCUGCUCCUCGGAGGGUUCCUGUAAAAAGAGUCUAUGAUGAUGAGAAAUAUGAUGACGACUUCAUAGACGAUAGCGAAGCUGGGACUUGGUGUAUGGGACAAAUCAGAGAAACUUGCAAGGAUAUAUUUGGUAACAGCGUCGACGAUUUCAAGGGUGAGAGAUUAGAAGACAUCCCCGAAGCAAGAUUCAACCAGAUCGAAAGAGAAGAAGAGGCUACUAGAAGGGAAGGGAAGAGGAUUGAUAGACUUGAAUACUACAAAUCUUAACAUUCUAAUUUAUACUGAAAAGAUACAGACAUUUA
Moneuplotes crassus is the source of this 1473-nucleotide messenger RNA. The record is from the annotation of a GenBank genome assembly. Lineage: Eukaryota; Ciliophora; Spirotrichea; Euplotida; Euplotidae.